AUGGGUCAACCAUCGUUUCCGGCGUCAAAUGCCAUCAUCUACUUGACUUAUGGAGCCUUUCUGGUCCUGGGAACAGGAAUCGCUUGGACGAUGAGAAAUCAGUCCAAACAGGAUUUCCUGAGCAGCAAUGGAACGCAAAGUGCCCUCGGAGCCGGUAUCCUCUUCUCCUAUCCCGAGCUCGCAACCAUAACUGGUGUUCAGGGAGUCAUCAUUUACGCCCUGGCAUCGGCGUUGCCUAUGCUCAUUUUUGGAGCCCUCGGACCUAUUAUCCGCCGCAAGUGUCCCGAAGGUUUCGUCUUGACGGAGUGGACACGGCAACGCUACGGGACAGUUGCCAUGUUCUACCUCAGCUUCAUGACCCUGGUGACAUUGUUCUUGUACAUGGUAGCAGAGUUGUCUGCUCUUGGUCAGGUCGUGACUUUGGGUGGUUUCAAGAUUUCUUUCCUCACAGAUGUCAUCCAAGGCGGUAUGGUUGUCGGCCUCAUCAUCAUUGCCACCAUCACCGUUGGUGCCAAGACAGAAAUCAAACGUGAGCUCAUAGACUCGUCGCACCUUUUAGAACCUAGCCUCCUUGGUUGGCAGCUCCUGUAUAUCUUGCCCGUUGCUGUUCUCACCAACGACUUCUUUCUGUCCAAUUUUUGGCUGCGAACAUUUUCUUCCAAAUCUGACAAGGAUCUUUGGGUUGGCGUAUCAGUUGCCAUGGUGGUUAUCCUGUGCAUCCUCACUCUUGUCGGCUGUACUGGCUUGAUUGCGGCUUGGUCUGGCGCAUGGCCAGGUGAACCAGAGCAGGAGGGCUCACUUGCCUUUUUCCUGCUUCUUCAACAGCUACCUAGCUGGGUUGUUGGCAUUAUUCUCGUCAUGGUUGUCUCCCUCAGCACCGCUGCCUUUGAUAGUCUGCAGUCAGCCAUGGUUUCUUCCGCCUCCAACGACUUAUUCCGCAACCGCCUGAAUAUCUGGUACAUCCGCGGCAUGGUUGUGCUCAUCAUCAUCCCUGUCGUGGUGGUUGCUCUCCGCGCAUCAUCCAUCCUGCAGAUCUACCUCAUCAGCGAUCUGCUCUCCGCGGCUACCAUUCCCGUCUUGUGCCUUGGUCUCAGCGACCGCCUCUACUGGUGGCGCGGCUUUGAAGUCGUCGUCGGUGGUUUGGGUGGUAUUUUGACCGUCUUCAUAUUUGGCGCUGUUUACUACAAGGAUGCCGAACAAGGCGCCCAAUUACUGCUCAUUCAGAAUGGUCUGUAUGCCAAUGAUUGGAGCACAUUUGGUGCAUUUGUCGCAGCCCCUGUUGGGGGUAUUGUUUGGGGCUUUGGGGCUCUCGCCCUUCGUUUGUCAUUCCAGUAUAUCAAGGCCAGGCUCCGCCGUGAGCGCUUUGAUGCACUUGAUCGACCCCCCUUAUGA
Molecule: messenger RNA, 1392 nt
Organism: Metarhizium acridum CQMa 102
Lineage: Eukaryota; Fungi; Ascomycota; Sordariomycetes; Hypocreales; Clavicipitaceae
Source: RefSeq, a predicted model, not a curated record